AUGGCCUCCUCAUUGCGAUUGGGAAGCUCUGCUCUCCGUUCUUCUUUGUCCAAGCCUGCCGUCCAGACUGCCGCCUUGAAUGGUGUGCGCUGCUACUCUGCUGGCAAGGCUAAGUCCCUUAAGGAGACUUUCGCCGAGAAGCUCCCUGGUGAGAUUGAGAAGGUCAAGAAGCUCCGCAAGGAAUAUGGCUCCAAGGUCGUCGGAGAAGUCACCCUAGACCAGGUCUACGGUGGUGCUCGUGGUAUCAAGUCCCUCGUUUGGGAGGGUUCCGUCUUGGACUCUGAGGAGGGUAUCCGCUUCCGUGGCCGCACCAUCCCUGAAUGCCAGGAAAUUCUUCCUAAGGCCCCUGGUGGCGAGGAGCCUCUCCCUGAAGGUCUCUUCUGGUUGUUGCUCACUGGCGAGGUCCCCAGCGAACAGCAAGUCCGCGACUUGUCCGCUGAGUGGGCUGCUCGCUCCGACGUCCCCAAGUUCGUCGAGGAGCUCAUUGACCGCUGCCCCAACGACCUCCACCCCAUGGCUCAGUUCUCUCUUGCCGUGACUGCCCUCGAGCACGAAUCUUCCUUCGCCAAGGCCUACGCCAAGGGUUUGAACAAGAAGGAAUACUGGCAGUACACCUUCGAGGACUCCAUGGACCUCAUUGCCAAGCUCCCCACCAUUGCUGCCCGCAUCUACCGCAACGUCUUCAAGGAUGGCAAGGUCGCUCCCAUCCAGAAGGACAAGGACUAUGCCUUCAACUUGGCUAACCAGCUCGGAUUCGGUGACAACAAGGACUUUGUUGAGUUGAUGCGUCUCUACUUGACCAUCCACUCCGACCACGAGGGUGGUAACGUCAGCGCUCACACCACCCACCUUGUCGGCAGUGCCCUCAGCUCUCCUUACUUGUCUUUGGCCGCUGGUUUGAACGGUCUUGCUGGUCCUCUCCACGGAUUGGCCAACCAGGAAGUCCUUGUCUGGCUCCAGAAGAUGAAGAAGGCUAUUGGCAACGACCUUAGCGACGAGGCUAUCAAGGACUACCUCUGGUCCACCUUGAACGCUGGCCAGGUCGUCCCUGGUUACGGACACGCUGUGCUCCGUAAGACCGACCCUCGUUACGUGUCUCAGCGCGAGUUUGCUCUCCGCCACCUCCCUGACGACCCUAUGUUCAAGCUCGUCAGCCAGGUCUACAAGAUUGCCCCUGGUGUCUUGACCGAGCACGGAAAGACCAAGAACCCCUACCCCAACGUUGAUGCUCACUCCGGUGUCCUCCUCCAAUACUACGGUCUUACCGAAGCCAACUACUACACCGUCCUCUUCGGUGUUUCCCGUGCCCUUGGUGUCCUUCCUCAGCUCAUCAUUGACCGUGCUCUCGGUGCUCCUAUCGAGCGUCCCAAGUCCUUCAGCACUGAGGCUUAUGCCAAGCUUGUCGGCGCUAAGCUUUAA
Messenger RNA from Talaromyces marneffei, 1419 nucleotides. RefSeq lists its product as uncharacterized. Lineage: Eukaryota; Fungi; Ascomycota; Eurotiomycetes; Eurotiales; Trichocomaceae. Gene Ontology annotation, biological process: citrate metabolic process; tricarboxylic acid cycle; carbohydrate metabolic process. Gene Ontology annotation, cellular component: mitochondrial matrix. The coding region runs from base 1 to 1419 and encodes 472 amino acids. The record is from RefSeq and is a predicted model, not a curated record. The transcript has 8 exons.